Trichosurus vulpecula (common brushtail) is the source of this 1203-nucleotide messenger RNA. RefSeq names its product zinc finger HIT-type containing 1 (gene ZNHIT1). Gene Ontology annotation, biological process: chromatin remodeling. Gene Ontology annotation, molecular function: nucleosome binding. Gene Ontology annotation, cellular component: Swr1 complex. The record is from RefSeq and is a predicted model, not a curated record. NCBI's taxonomy places the organism in Eukaryota, Metazoa, Chordata, Mammalia, Diprotodontia, Phalangeridae. The transcript is spliced from 5 exons. The coding region runs from base 94 to 558 and encodes 154 amino acids.
UCCGCCGGAAGUAGCUGUGAUCAUGGCAAACCGCAGCUUCCGGGGGAGCGGCCGCGCCUUCGCCGCCGGUGUUUGGGCGCUGGCUUAGCCACAAUGGUGGAGAAGAAAACUUCGGUGCGGUCCCAGGACCCCGGGCAGCGGCGCGUGCUGGACCGGGCGGCCCGGCAGCGCCGAAUCAACCGGCAGCUGGAGGCCCUGGAGAACGACAACUUCCAGGACGACCCCCACGCCGGCCUUCCCCAGCUAGGCAAGAGGCUGCCGCAGUUCGACGACGACGCCGACACCGGGAAGAAGAAGAAGAAAACUAGAGGAGAUCAUUUUAAACUACGUUUCCGGAAGAACUUCCAGGCCCUUCUGGAAGAGCAGAAUUUAAGUGUGACUGAGGGCCCUAACUAUCUCACAGCCUGUGCGGGGCCCCCUACCCGGCCCCAGCGCCCUUUCUGUGCAGUGUGUGGCUUCCCUUCUCCUUAUACUUGUGUCAGCUGCGGAGCUAGAUACUGUACUGUCCGCUGCCUUGGCACACACCAAGAGACUCGGUGUUUGAAGUGGACAGUGUAAGUCUGUGACCUUUCCCCAAGGAAAGAAAACCCUGCCUUGCUCUCUCCCAGAGGGAAAAGAUGAAACUGUUGGGACCUUACAGCUUCCUAGACAGAACUAUUCCUCAAUCUCUCUUUUUUAAAAAACUUUUUAUUUUGUCAUUCUGUACCCCACAAAUAUCAUCAAAAUCAGCAUUUCCACAUACACAGAAGUCACAGAAUAUGGUAAUACAUAAAAUUCUUAUAUACAUUUUGCAUUCUUCAAAGGAUAUAAUAAAUGCAACAUGUUAAUUUCAGAGCUGUCCUGCUAGUCUCUCCUUCUGAACCCUCUUCUGUGCAUUUUUAAAAGCUGUAGUGACCUUCAUUUUUUGACAUAUCUAUUACUAGUUCUCGUCUUCUAAAUCCCUCCCAUUUAAAAAAAAAAGCAACCUAUUAUAAUAAAUAAGCAUAAUCAAACAAAACAGAUCCAUACCUUUGCCUUGUCUGAAAAGGCAUAUCUCUUAAUCCUGUUUCUUUUUGAACAAGGAAGAUAAGAACUUGGGAAAUGAGAGCGCCUUCUCUCAGUCUGCCUCCAGUGCUUCUUUAGAUGGGGGAGGUAGUAUGGGACUAAAUCCACAAAACACUACAGUUCAAUCUAUGUGUCUCUAAUAAAGCCAUAAGAAAAAGC